Molecule: messenger RNA, 2049 nt
Organism: Knipowitschia caucasica
Lineage: Eukaryota; Metazoa; Chordata; Actinopteri; Gobiiformes; Gobiidae
Source: the annotation of a GenBank genome assembly
AUGUCAACACAAGAAUCCAUUUUCCAGACAGUACCACCUCUCCUGUCCUCGUCACCCAGAGAUGGCGCUAAACUGCCCCCCUCAGCUUCGUUCACUCUCCAGAUGGGGCACCCUCCUCCUCCACCUCCACCUCCACCUCUACCUCCACCACCUCCUCCACCUCCUCCAUCUUUCACUGCCCCUCAACCUUUCGGUUCUCUGAACUUGCGCAAGUCUAUGAAAAAGCUCAACUGGGACACUAUUCCGAGUCAGCGUGUCCUAGGAAAGAAAAAUGUCUGGACGUCGAAUAAGUCUGAGCGGGAGCUGAGACUGGACAUAGAGAGCAUGGAGGAGCUGUUCAGUCAAGUGGACAUGCGAGCGUCCUGUCGCAGAGCGCACACGACCUUUGAUAUUGAUGUGGUGAAGGAGCCACAGGUCACUAUUCUUGACUCUAAAAGAAGCAUGAAUGUGGGAAUUUUCCUGAGACAUUUCAAGAGGCCAGCAACAGAGAUUGUCCAAGACAUUUGUCAGGGAAACUGGCUCAGGUUUGGAUCGGGAAAACUGAAAGAGCUCUGCAAACUGCUCCCAGAGGACACUGAGUUAAAGCAGUUGCAGUUGUUCUCUGGAAACGUGGCACAGUUACCAGAGGCAGACCAGUUCAUGGUGCAGCUGGUCAAAGUGCCAGGAUAUGUGCAACGUCUGAAGUCUAUGAUGCUGAGGGAGGAGUUUUUUCCACUGAUGGAGGAGGUGAAGAACAGUCUCACUGUGCUCACUAAUGCAGCCAAUGAGCUGAUGGACUGUGAUGACCUACACUCCGUGAUCAGGCUGGUCCUGAAGGCGGGAAAUUACAUGAACGCGGGAGGAUUCAGCGCAAAUGCCAUCGGCUUCAGGAUGACUUCUUUACUGAAAUUGGCCGACACUAAAGCAAACAAACCAGGAAUGAACCUCAUGCACUAUGUAGCAAAGCAAGCAGAAAUCAUUGAUCGUGAUCUGCUGACAUUCCCUGUUCAACUUGAACACCUUAAAAUGGCUGCAAGAAUGUGCAAAGAGGAGGUGGUGGCAGAGUUUGAACGAGAAGUCAAAAAGAUCAAAGAAGUGAAACUUUAUGCCAGCAGACAGCCGGACCUCUUUGAGCAGGAAAACCGUGCACGAGAAGCAGCUGAGGAGCGGCGCAAAACUCAGGAGAGCAUGCGACAGUCAAUCAGACGCCGUCCCACCUCAUCCUGUCCCCAAACCAUCCUGAACCACGAACCCGACCCCUCGGGCCUGGAGUCUGUGCUGCAAACCUUCCUCUCCAACGUCCCGGGAAGUGUCUCCAGACCCAAGAGGAGCCUCCACCCCAGAUCGGCUUCUCGCUCCCAGUCCGUCAAAGCAAAGUCCAGUCCUCAAACCUCACUCAAGGACAAGCAAAGCCUGCUGAGCGAGGGAAGCAACUGUAAGACCUGUAAGAACAACGAGAACACGCGCGAGACCAAGCGUAAAGUGUUGCAACGUCAGAACGGCAUGCACAGUCUGGACGAAGCGGCCGGUACUCCAAGGCGGACAAAGGAACACUCUUGCGCUCCCAAGACUCCUAAGAACAACGAAUACUUUCACGACAACCGUGAAAGUGGGGGCUCGCCUUGGACAAUACUGAGCCCCAUGAAAAAUCCCCCACGGAACACUGCAGAUCCAAAGAAACAGAUCUCGCACGACCCUGACGAUUGUAUUUGGGAGAGUGUUGAAGUGACCCUAGUCCCUGAUUCUACUUUUGAGGAAAGCCUGACCGCGUCAAUUUCCAGCACCCCUGUGAAUAUAAAAUCAAUUUCUCAUGGGCCACUUCACCGAUCUGUGUCUGUGGACGAGGCGAGGAAGUCUGCGUUUUGGUUCGGGGACUUCUUCCAGAAAAGUUUCUCGCAAAGAUCCUACUCGUCCGGAUCGAGGAGCGACGCGCUGAAAGACGAGGGAGCCGGUAAAGCGACCAGGCCCUUUGAGAACCAGGCCAUUAAAUCUUUUUUCAAACGAAUCGGCAGUCGAAACAACAAACUUGGAGAAACUGAAGAACCAAGUAUUGUAAAAUCAUGUUGUUGA